AUGGCUAGUGCCAACAUGAACAGCUUGCAAAAGGUGUUUGGAGACAACAUCCUUACAUGCAACAAGACUUGCGAAUUUCAUUUUAAGGAAAGCAGGAAUAUAGUGGCAAGGAAACUCAAUGAUGGCAAUGGAAAGGUUUUCGAUCAAACACUAUCUUUUAACUUAGAGACAACCUAUCUCAAUACUAAAAAAAGAUCUGAAAGAAUUUAUUGAAGCAAAGUCUGAGCUGCAAUUUCUAAAUUCCUAGAUUAAGUGAUGGCACAGUCAAAGAGAAUUUAUUUUCAGUGUGUUCACACCCAAGAAUGCACCCAAAAUGAGCAUGGCCAAGGUAAUGCAUACUGGAUGA
Molecule: messenger RNA, 346 nt
Organism: Pocillopora meandrina
Lineage: Eukaryota; Metazoa; Cnidaria; Anthozoa; Scleractinia; Pocilloporidae
Source: the annotation of a GenBank genome assembly